AUGGCCGUGUUCUCCACCGUGAUUCCUCUUCUCCUCCUCUUUCUCUCUGUUUCCUUUCCAUAUGUCAACGGAAAUUUGGUACUGGACAUCGAGUGCUCCUUCGUGGUACUAAACAUGGCGACAUGUUUGUCUUUUGUGACGAUCGGGAGUCAAGUGGACAAACCCGAUGCCUUGUGCUGCUCAGGUCUCAAGAAAGUGCUCGAUACGAAAGCUGAAUGUCUGUGCGUAGGCUUGAAGAAAAGUGCCUCCAUGGGUAUCAAAGUGAACAUCACUAAAGCCGCUACUCUUCUCGCCGUUUGCAAACUUGACGCUCCUCCGACUACUGCUUUGUCUACUAAUCCUCCUGCUAGUAUGGCAGCUCCAAGCCCUCAUAGUAAUGAUGGCUCUUCGUUGAUCCCAAUCUCUGGCUUGUCAUAUGCAAUCAGCGGGCAUUGGUCAUACUGUUCUCUCGUAUAA
Brassica oleracea var. oleracea is the source of this 456-nucleotide messenger RNA. RefSeq names its product non-specific lipid-transfer protein-like protein At5g64080. Lineage: Eukaryota; Viridiplantae; Streptophyta; Magnoliopsida; Brassicales; Brassicaceae. The record is from RefSeq and is a predicted model, not a curated record. The coding region runs from base 1 to 456 and encodes 151 amino acids. The transcript has 3 exons.